AUGGAAGGAAAAAUAUUUCACCAAGAUGUGUUAUCAAGAUUGAUCUUCAGAAAGCUUUUGACUCUAUUCAUUGGGGGCUUCAUCUCUUCAAUUCUCAAGGCCAUUAAUCUUCCUCCUAAGUUUACUACUUGGACUGAAACUUGCUUCACUGAAGCCAGAUAUUUCAUCUCUCUUAAUGGUUCUUUAGUUGGUUAUUUCAAAGGAGAAAGGGGUCUAAGGCAAUGUGAUCCUUUAUCACCCAUCCUGUUUCUUCUAACUAUGAAUAUCCUUUCAAAAAUCCUGAACACUGCUGCUGCCAGAGGGUUUCAGCUUAAUGUAGCCAAAUCUGAUCUUUUUGCUGCUGGUAUUUCCCCAAGGAAACUUGAAUCUCUCUUUAUCUCUUCUGGCUUCAAAUAUGGUCUUCUUCCAGUGAGAUAUCUUGGGGUUCCUCUAAUCACCAGAAAACUAACAGCUAAGGAUUGCUCUCCCUUAGUUGACAAGAUCAUAUCAAAAAUUCAUCAAUGGACUGGGAAGCAUCUCACCUAUGCAGAGAGAUUAGAACUUGUUAAAACUGUCCUCCAAAGUACUGACACUACAGUCAUUGGUGCAAGAGUAAGCUGGAGUAACAUCUGUUGUCCUAAAUCAGAAUGUGGGUUGGGAUUAAAAGAUUUCAAAACCUGGAAUAAGGUGUACAUGAUUCGUAAUCUUAUUGCUGGUGAAAGAUCUCUAUGGAUUGCCUGGAUUUAUAACUAUGUGAUUAAAACCAAAGACUUUUCCCAGCUGUCAAAUAGUGUUUCUUAUAGCUAUUGA
Hibiscus syriacus is the source of this 789-nucleotide messenger RNA. RefSeq lists its product as uncharacterized. Bases 1 to 789 code for a protein of 262 amino acids. The record is from RefSeq and is a predicted model, not a curated record. NCBI's taxonomy places the organism in Eukaryota, Viridiplantae, Streptophyta, Magnoliopsida, Malvales, Malvaceae. The transcript is spliced from 3 exons.